UGCUUUUCUACUGCGCACGCACACGCGAGCGUCGGGGGUGCUUCGGAUGCACGUCGUUCUCGCAUCUCCACAGCAACAGACGCUGUAGUUAGAGCAAGUAUUCUCUUUUUCGUCUUUUUAAAUGAGAUGCGCGGUAUUUUUGUUGCGAUUCUUUAAAAUCAUUUUGUGGCGUGGUGUAAGCUAACAACAAAUAGAGCGUGUGUUGCCCACCUAACCGAGUUUCUAAACCAUACUUACCAAAUGACUGAACGCCGCAGGUUCACACAGCAUACAUUCGACCACUAGUUAACCACAGUUACAAAUUGCAUAUUAAAAAUAGAGGUUUAGUAAAGCGUUACUACAAUGGACAAAAAUGGCAACCCAUGAGACUUCAUGUGUUCAGACAAGAGAACAUGAAAACUGUUAGAUGAACCCGUCAUCCGAGAGCAUUCCGCCUUUUUGUAAAACGUUAGGGAUUAUGUAAACUGUUAUCCUCGCUGUGUUUGUACUCUGCUUUGUGGUAGGAGCAACAAAAUGGAUCUAACCGUGUCAUCGUCUGUAAGUAAUGAAGCUAGUUCCAAAUGGCUGGAUGCCUACUAUGACCCAGUGGCCAACCUCUACACUUUCUCUUCCUGUACAGCUCUUGCUGAUCUUCAUGGUGAUGGGGAGUACAAGCUAGUCAUUGGAGACUUGGGAAUGGGAGUCUAUAAUAUGAAGUUAAAGGUAUAUAAAGGGACCACUAUGAUGUCAGAGAACACGUUAUUAGAUAUGCCAACUGGAGUGGUGGCUUUCUUGAUGGACCAAAAUGAACCUCGUACACCAGCAAUUGCAGUAGCUUCUGGACCUUAUGUCUAUGUGUAUAAAAACCUGAGGCCCUAUUUUAAAUUCACUCUGCCAGCUUUGGAUGUGAAUGCAUUGGAACAGGAGGUCUGGAACCAGGUGAAAGAAGAUAAAAUUGACUUACCAACCCUGAAAGAGAUGCUGGAAGGCAUAAGGGACAAGGCUGACACUCCACUGUCUGUGCGAUCACUGAAGUUCUUGAUGCUGGACCCACAGGAAAUGGAAUCCUAUGUUCAACUCCAUAAACAGCUUCCCAUUAAGAGGCAGACAGUAAUCCUGUGCAUGAGUACUUUGAAGAAAAACAUGGCAGAUGAAGAUGCCGUGAGCUGUCUUGUGAUUGGCACGGAAAGUCUGGAAAUCUACAUCCUAGAUCCAGAAGCAUUUACAGUACUUGCUAAGAUGAGUAUUCCAAGUGCACCUGUCUUUAUGGAUGUCACUGGUCAGUUUGAUGUGGAGUUUCGUAUUACAGUGGCCUGCAGGAAUGGAAACAUUUAUUUUCUCCGAAGGGAUUCCAGGCGACCCAAGCAUUGUAUUGAAUUAGGUUCUCAGCCAGUGGGGAUGGUAAGAAUUAAUAAAAAUAUCGUGGUUGGAUGCUCGCAAGAAACUCUGCAUGGGUUUACUCAGAAGGGUAAAAAGCUGUGGACAUCUUCUCUUCCAGCCACUAUAACUACUAUGGGUCUUCUAGACCACAAGACUCGAGGAUUCCAGGCAGUAUUGGUAGGACUGGCAAACUCGGAGGUUCACAUGUACAGAGACAAAAACCUGAUAAACAUUAUCAAGACCCAAGAUGUUGUGACCAGUAUUUGUUUUGGCCGAUAUGGACGUGAAGAUGGUACCCUGGUAAUGACCACUAAAGGUGGAGGUCUGAUUAUCAAAAUCCUGAAGAGGACUGCUGUUUUUCAAGAGAAGGAUACAAGCCCUGGGCCUCCUUUAGCUCAGAGUGUUAAACUGAAUGUCCCAAAAAAGACUAAACUGUAUGUGGACCAGACUCUAAGGGAAAGAGAAAAUGCAGUGGCUAUGCACCGAAGUUUCCAGAUGGCUUUAUAUCGACUGCGUCUCACUGCUGCUCGAGCAUAUGUGAAAGCCUUGGAAGCAAGCAUGGCUCCUGUGUCCACAAGCCUUACUGAACCACUGAAGAUGAAUGCUGUGGUUCAGGGAAUUGGACCAAUAUUCAAGCUGACACUAAACAUCCAGAAUACAUCUGUCAACAGGCCUUCUAUGAAUCUUUUGGUUAGCUUUUUGUAUGAUGGAAUGCUGUACACCAUGAAAAGAUCUUUUUUCAAGGUCCCCCUAUUAGUCCCAGGUUUGAAUUAUCCACUUGAGACCUAUGUAGAGUGUUUGAGUGAUAAGGGAAUCUCUGAUGUCAUCAAGGUAUUUGUACUUAAAGAGGGAGUGUGUACUCCACUGCUUACAGCACACAUAUCUAUGCCAGUAAGUGAAGGACUGGCUCUUACCUGACAUGAAGACUUGAAGAAGAUUCUGGGAAAAGAAAUGUAACAAAACCCUAAAUAAGCCAUUUUAUGGUUAGAUGUUAGCAGAAUGAGACUUGUAAAAGUAUGUACAUUACUAGAUUACUGUAAAAUAGUUACUCAUCUGUGUGGUGCAGAAAUAUAUAGAUUGCAACCAACAGACUAAACUGAGAAUGAGUGUAACUAGCAAAGACAUUUUAUACUGAAUUCAGUUUCCUGGUAAGUGUUUUUAUACAGCAUUGAGAAAAGUGGUUCAGCCAUGUUGUGUUCCAUUUAGGGCAUCUUAGGGGAAUUAGAACAUCUUCAGUUACCACAGUAUAUUAAACGUGUACAGACAAAACAAGAGAUACUCUUGUGAUACCACCUGUUUAACCAAUGAAAUUUGCUUGGCUGUCAUGAACAUAGAAUAUAUAGUUACCUUGGAAAGCUUUGUAAAACAUUCUAAUCUGUCCCCAUUUGUAUCAUUCAUAAAUAGUUGGACAGGGAGUCUUGCUUGUCAGCUUUUCUCUGUUGUCACUGUAUAGAUAUAAACUGACUCCUUUUUUGAACAACAGUGCAGUGUAACAAAUAAAACUGGUAAACAAAUGAGUUUUAUCUAUGA
Messenger RNA from Protopterus annectens (West African lungfish), 2889 nucleotides. RefSeq names its product Bardet-Biedl syndrome 1 (gene BBS1). The transcript is spliced from 17 exons. Gene Ontology annotation, molecular function: patched binding; smoothened binding. The record is from RefSeq and is a predicted model, not a curated record. Gene Ontology annotation, biological process: non-motile cilium assembly; protein localization to cilium. NCBI's taxonomy places the organism in Eukaryota, Metazoa, Chordata, Ceratodontiformes, Protopteridae. Gene Ontology annotation, cellular component: axoneme; BBSome; centrosome. The coding region runs from base 514 to 2277 and encodes 587 amino acids.